CUGGGUGCAAGAGAUUCCUGGUCAGAUUGUCAGAGCCUGUUGCUGCCUUGGUGCACUCUGAGCCAAUACCUUCAUCAGUCCCGUGAAGACCUGGGAUAGACAUCAGCCAUGCGGAUCCUGUACCUGCUCUUCCCUUUCUUUCUCUUGCUCCUCCAGGGGGCUGCAGGAACCUCCCUGGCUCCAGGAAAUAGGAAAGAAUGCGAACGAGCCAAAGGCUUUUGUGGAUUUCUUAAGUGCUCUUUCCCCUUUAUUGUCAAAGGAAAAUGUUCAAGGUUUUUCUUUUGCUGCAAAAGUUUACCAGUCACCAUGAACGCCCGUUAUCUCAGCAGCAUGAAGCUGUUCUACUGCCCCAUAGGCUUCUUUGAACAGACUCAUGAUGUUGUGCCCUGUGAAGACCUGGACUAG
This is a messenger RNA of Colius striatus (speckled mousebird), 405 nucleotides long. Its product is annotated as antimicrobial peptide THP1-like. The record is from RefSeq and is a predicted model, not a curated record. The transcript has 5 exons. NCBI's taxonomy places the organism in Eukaryota, Metazoa, Chordata, Aves, Coliiformes, Coliidae. The coding region runs from base 109 to 405 and encodes 98 amino acids.